This is a messenger RNA of Leptosia nina, 303 nucleotides long. The record is from the annotation of a GenBank genome assembly. Lineage: Eukaryota; Metazoa; Arthropoda; Insecta; Lepidoptera; Pieridae.
AUGGUGCGUUUAGUUUUUGUGGCCGUGUUAAUUACAGCGGCUGUAGUCUUUGGUGCGACGAGAAAACCUUAUUACGACAUCAACGACGCGUCGGCGUUAUUCGAAAAAUAUGUUAGGGAUUACCACAAAGUAUACAAGAACGAAGCAGAUCGCGCCGAACACUAUGCAGCCUUCGUUAAUACGUUGAAAGUUAUAAAUAAAGCGAACGCUGAAAAUAGCGCGACGUUUGAUCUGAACCAAUUCGCAGAUUACACACCCGAAGAACAGAAGUGGCUUCACGGUUUAUUACCUCUAAAUCAGUAA